Cyclopterus lumpus (lumpfish) is the source of this 1578-nucleotide messenger RNA. RefSeq names its product arsenite methyltransferase (gene as3mt). NCBI's taxonomy places the organism in Eukaryota, Metazoa, Chordata, Actinopteri, Perciformes, Cyclopteridae. The record is from RefSeq and is a predicted model, not a curated record. The transcript is spliced from 11 exons. Gene Ontology annotation, biological process: arsonoacetate metabolic process; toxin metabolic process. Gene Ontology annotation, cellular component: cytosol. The coding region runs from base 151 to 1287 and encodes 378 amino acids. Gene Ontology annotation, molecular function: arsenite methyltransferase activity.
UCGACCAGGGUUCAGCUGUGAUUACAGGCCAUGGAGGACAGGGUGUGCUCUUCGGGAGGAAGUCUCACAUGAAGUGUGUGCAGAGAGCAAACCAUCGCUGAAAGCCUUCCUCGACACAUUGUGGACUUUGACUCGGGAACACUCGGGAACAUGGCUGAUGGAAACAGUGCGCGUGCAGGAGGCUUCGUUGACACAAGCAUUCACGUGGAUGUCAAGGACUAUUACGGCAAAGUGCUGAAGAAUUCGGCGGACCUGAAGAGCAAUGCCUGUGUGCUUCCGGCCAAACCCAUCCCCGCCUUCAUCCGCCAGGCUCUGAAGAAAGUGCACCCUGAAGUCACCGCCAGGUACUAUGGCUGUGGUCUGGUGGUGCCCGAGUGUUUGGAGGGCUGCAGGAUCCUGGACCUGGGCAGUGGGAGUGGAAGGGACUGCUACAUGCUGAGUCAGCUGGUUGGUGAGAAGGGCCACAUCACUGGCAUUGACAUGACGGAGGACCAGCUUGACGUGGCCAGAACAUAUGUGGACUAUCACGUGAAAGAGUUUGGCUACAAGAAGCCCAAUGUUCGUUUCAUCCAGGGCUACAUUGAGGCCCUGACAGAAUCGGGUUUGGAAAAGAGCUCAUUUGAUAUCAUUAUUUCCAACUGCGUGGUGAAUCUCUCUCCAGACAAGAAGAGAGUUCUGGCUGAAGCCUACAGCGUGCUCAAGGAUGGAGGUGAGCUGUACUUCAGUGACGUCUACAGCAGUGGAAGACUAACAGAGGAAAUUAAAAAUCACAAAGUCCUGUGGGGGGAGUGUCUUGGUGGAGCGCUCUGGUGGAAAGACCUGCUGCAAUUGGCUGAAGAAGUGGGCUUCAGCCCACCACGGCUGGUUACAGCCAGCGUCAUCACGGUUGACAACAAAGAGCUGCAGGACAUUCUGGGUGACUUCAAGUUUGUCUCUGCCACAUACCGCCUGUUCAAGGUCCCUAAAGGCAACACCAAGCCCUGUCAGGUCAUAUAUAACGGGAGCAUUACAGGGGUAGAGGACAGCUUCCAGUUUGACUGUCAAUACACAUUCAAGGUUGAUAAUGUGGUGGAGGUUGAUGGAGAGGUGGCCACCAUCCUGACCCAGUCCAGAUUUACGGAAGACUUCACUUUACAGCCACCGGGACGUCCCUGUGAGCCCUGUGGAGCCAAACCUAAGGCAGGCAUUGUGGAUCCUUUCGAGCUGGUCCUUCAGCUGAAGAAACAAAGUCCGGGUUCAGCCACAGGGGGGUGCUGCAGCACACAGUCCGCUGCCUGCUGCAAAUGAUGGUGGGAAGAGCGCUGAGAAAUACAGGCCCAGCAUCAUACUGUGUAUGAAUAAUGAAAGAUGUUCAAAUGUACUGACUUAAAUCAUGCCUUAUGAUGCAAUGGCAAUAUGUUGUGUCUUAUUAACAUUUUAAAUUAUAUUUCAGGCAGGAAUUAAAAGGAAUCACUUAUACAUAAACAUGUGUCUUAUUGAUGUUCUGUGAAUACUUGCUUGUCAAUCCUUCAACUUGCAAAACAGAAAAGACUGUAAACGUUCAUUUAAUUUAUUUGACUAAUAAAAAAUCAAAAUGCC